AACAUCGCAAAGGAUCUUUAGACUUUACGAUGGCAGGUCGUAGCAAAAAGAAGGGCACCUCUGGUGCAGCCAAAAACUACAUCACCCGCACUCGCGCCGUGAAGAAGCUUCAGAUCUCGCUUCCAGACUUCAGACGGUUAUGUAUCUUCAAGGGCAUAUACCCUCGCGAGCCGCGCAACAAGAAGAAGGUGUCGAAGGGAUCUACCGCCGCGACAACCUUUUACUACACAAAGGAUAUUCAAUAUCUGCUCCAUGAGCCGCUACUGGCGAAAUUCCGCGACCACAAGUCCGUCGCAAAGAAGAUUGGCCGCGCUCUUGGUCGCGGCGAGGCAGGAGAUGCUGCGCGCCUGGAGAAGAACCUUAUGCCCAAGGUCAAGCUGGACCACAUCAUCAAGGAACGCUACCCUACCUUCGUCGAUGCCCUGCGCGACCUCGACGAUGCCCUCUCCAUGCUCUUUCUCUUCGCCAACCUCCCGUCCAGCGAGCAUAUCCCCGCCAAGACGAUUGCCCUCUGUCAACGCUUGACCCGCGAAUUUGAACACUACGUAAUCACCUCCCAUGCUCUCCGAAAGUCGUUCCUCUCCAUCAAGGGCAUUUACUACCAGGCAACGAUUCAAGGUCAGGACAUACUUUGGUUGGUACCGUACCGUUUCGUGCAGCGGACGGGUGGAGACAUUGAUUUCAGGAUCAUGGGCACUUUUGUCGAAUUUUACACUACAUUACUCGGCUUCGUCAACUACCGCCUCUACACAUCCGUGGGACUCGUAUACCCACCCAAGUUCAACGCCAAGAGCGACGAGCAAGGCGGCGAGUUGGCUGCUUUCCAGCUUGAGGGCAAGGCCAAUGCUACAAACGGCACAAACGAUCCCAUGGAAGAUGUAGAGAUCAACCCGGAGGCGCAGGCGAUAGCAGACAGGCUCGCAGCUAUGCCAGAUGCCGAGGAAGACGAUGAAGUCCCAAAUGUGACCGCGGCCGCUAUGGGAGACGAUGAUGAAGAGGAAGCUACCGAAGGCAUCGAUACGUUCGAGCCGACAGCUCCUGACGCCGACGUCUUGCCACAACCCCAGGCCAGCAGCGCUCAAAUCGCAUCUCUUUUUGCACCUUUCACCUUCUACUUGUCCCGCGAAACGCCCCGUACAUCACUCGAGUUCAUUCUAAAGGCUUUCGGCUGCAAACGAGUUGGUUGGGAUGGCAUCCUUGGUGACGGCGCUUUCACGACAAAUGAGUCUGAUCCUGCAAUCACCCAUCAGAUCAUUGACCGGCCACCGCUAGCAAAUGGCGCACCUGCUCCCGACGUCCCUGAGAACGAAAAUGGUGGUGCGGCGGCGCCUAGGGUUCAGUGGCCUCAUUCGACAAUGCCUGGCCGAACAUACGUCCAGCCGCAAUGGGUAUGGGACUGCAUCAAUCAGAGCAAGCUGAUGCGACCGGAUCUCUAUGCUCCUGGCGCCGAGCUUCCGCCUCAUUUGAGCCCUUGGGUCAAUGCCAAGAAGGGAGAGUACGACCCAAAUCUUCCGCUUGAGGCACAGCAACCGGAGGGCGAGGCCGAAGCUUUCGAAGACGAUGGAGAUGACGACGAGGAGGCGACGUUUGAUGUUGACGGCGAUGAAGACAUGGACGCCAUAAUUGAUCGUGAAGGCUCCGUGGAGGUCGGAGAAGGCAUGGACGUUGCCGAUUCCGACUCAGAGGAUGAUAGCGACGACAGCGAGUCUGAAGUCGCCGCUGAAGAAUUUGAUGGUUUCGAAUCGGAUGCUGAGUCCGAUAUCUCUGAAGGAGAAGCUGGUCGCAUUCAACACCAGCGCGAACUCGAGGCAGAAGCUACUGGCAAGAAGGUGGAAGUGGUCAAACCAACAAGGAAGGAGCAGAAUGCAGCAGUCCGCAAGAAGGCUGACAAGAAGAGGCGCCAAGAAGAGGAGGAGCGCGAGAGGCAGAAGAUGAUGUUGUCCAACAAGAAGCGUAAGCUGCUCAAGCGCAUCGAGUACGGCGAGAACAAGCGCGACGUCGAGUCAGAGACUCUACGGAGAAAGCGUGCGAAGCUGGAAAAGGCAAAGGCUGCUGCGGAGGCAUUGUAGGUACAUAUCAAAAAUAAGUGGGAGGCGUUCUUGCGGGCUGGUGUUUAGGGAGCUGGGCAACUAUCGAAAUGAUUCAUGUAGUUUGUUCGAUAUUUUUGCUGCUGGCCAAAUUGCUGGCCUUGUUGAUAAAAUGACUACUGAUCUCCUUG
Molecule: messenger RNA, 2218 nt
Organism: Cucurbitaria berberidis CBS 394.84
Lineage: Eukaryota; Fungi; Ascomycota; Dothideomycetes; Pleosporales; Cucurbitariaceae
Exons: 2
Coding region: 30-2069 (679 amino acids)
Biological process (GO): ribosome biogenesis; maturation of LSU-rRNA from tricistronic rRNA transcript (SSU-rRNA, 5.8S rRNA, LSU-rRNA)
Cellular component (GO): PeBoW complex; nucleolus
Molecular function (GO): RNA binding
Source: RefSeq, a predicted model, not a curated record